AUGACUGUCCAGACCGAGAACGAAAUUCCACCUGCUCCGACGGGCUUGGAAGGGACGCACUUCCUGUGCCUGACCAUCUGCGGUUACCGUCUUCCUGGGAUGACCGAGGAAGCUUACAGACACCACAUGACAAAGGUCCAGGCUCCCAUGACGCAGGACCUGAUGGUGAAGUAUGGUGUUAAGCGGUGGAGCAUGAUUCACAACAAUACCGAGUCUCGCACGCUCAUGAGGCGAUUGUUCGAUCACGAUAUGCGGAACUUGGCCGAUUUUGAUUGCUUUAGCCAAGUCGUUUUCAAGAGUGUGGAUGACUACAAGAGGAUGCAGCAAGAUCCGUGGUUCCAGGAGAAAUUGGCUCCCGAUCACAAGAACUUUGCGGACAUCAAGCGGAGCAUCAUGACGCUCGGCUGGAUCACAGAAUUUAUCAGGGAAGGAGAGGUAGUGGAUGGCAUUGUAGACUUCUGA
Molecule: messenger RNA, 462 nt
Organism: Cryphonectria parasitica EP155
Lineage: Eukaryota; Fungi; Ascomycota; Sordariomycetes; Diaporthales; Cryphonectriaceae
Exons: 2
Coding region: 1-462 (153 amino acids)
Molecular function (GO): oxidoreductase activity
Source: RefSeq, a predicted model, not a curated record